Messenger RNA from Guillardia theta CCMP2712, 2238 nucleotides. RefSeq lists its product as hypothetical. Lineage: Eukaryota; Cryptophyceae; Pyrenomonadales; Geminigeraceae. The annotation marks the transcript as partial. The transcript has 5 exons. The record is from RefSeq and is a predicted model, not a curated record.
AUGUCCACCGUCCCUCGAGCUGCAUGGCUCAGCAGAUUUCUCUCUGCCGCCCUCAUUCUCUUCCUGGCUGUCUGCGCCUUCGCCUUUCUCAGCUCCGAUCGCCAGUCGUCGCUGCUCAGCAACGAGGAUGCAGUUACGAGCCUGGCGAUGAAGAGGUGGAAGGCAAGCCUGUCGUUCCAUGGCAUUCCGGGUAUGACGCAGUACGAGUGGGACCUGCUGCAUGCUGCGGCAGGAACGAAGGUGAAGGGAGCGCAGAACUUUCGAGAGUCGGAGGAGAAGAGACUGACGCACGAGCUCUUGCGACAGAAUGUCUUCAGCAGCCACUACGACCAAGUGAAGUCCAUGCAGGAGGAGGGAGACGCGGGGAGGAAGGAGAAGGAGGAGGGAGAGGACAGGGCCGAGAAGGCAAGGAAGCCCCGUGAGAGGCUGCGGGCGGUGGAGACUCUUGCUCAGCGGAGGUGGAGGAGAGGAGAGGAGCAAGGAGGCAGGUGGAAGGAGGACAGGGCCGAUCGACCUCUGACGGCUGAUGCGGCGGGGAGUAGGAAGAGUCGCGCGAGCGAUAGAGGCUCGCUGGAGGACAUGGAGAAGGGCUUCGAUGUCGAGGAGGCCUCGGACAGCAGCCUCCUCCACCUCCUGCAGAGUGAGGAAGAGGAUGUGUCGCAUGCUUCCCUCCAAGACCAGGACCAUCCUUUCAGCUCCGACAGUGACGACGGCGUUGCUGCUGCUGCUGUUGAUCUCAACGACGGCGUCGACUCUGGUAUCGACCGAUUUCUCUCGCGGAAAGCUCAACCCCGGGCGAAGGCCCAGCACAAGAAUCACCUGCGAAACAUCUUGAAGAGGUUGGACAGAGUCCAGCAGGGCCCAAACUCGCUGGAUGCUCUAGAGAAGUCCGAGCGGGAGGAGAGAUACCAGAAAGAGGCUGCGGAGGAGAGGGAGACGAGAGAGGAGGAUAGGUGGAAGGAGGAGAUGAAGGAGGCGGCUGAUGGGGACGAGGUGGAAGGGAGGUGGUCGUCGUCCAGGACUGUCAGGAGGACGAGGAGCGAGCGGGGGACCGCGAAGAGACCGCAAGGUUCUUCAUCCAUUGUGACAUCGAAGGCUCCACAGGGUGAAAUCUCCUCGAAAAGUCUCGAAGAGCGCGUUGCUGCAAGAACGGGUCACCAGCUCUCUUCAUCCUCUUCCUCCUCCUCUGCUGCUGCUCCUGCUGCAGCCCCUGUUUCGUCCUCAUCCUCUCCUGUGGCUGCUGGGCAGGACAAGGACGCGAUCCGCAGGCAGGAGGAGGAAGCUAGGUGGAAGGAGGCGAUCGGGAAGGAGAUGAGGGGGGCCGAAAGGAGCUCGGCGUCUGCUGGGAAGACCUCAAGGGCCAUCGACGAGAAGUUUGAUGAGAUCGAGAGGGGCAUGACGUCGGAGGAGGACGGGGACGAGGGCAGCGGAAGCUGGGCUGCUGCUGGGGGAGGAGGUGGAGAUCAUUCUUCCUCGCCUGCUCCCUCCUCCUCCAAGGUCUCCUUCCAGCUUGACAACCUCGCCAAGGACCUGCUGUCCGGGAGCUCGCAGAAUCCUAGCGGCGGAGCAGCAGACAAAGCAGCGAAGCCGAGCAUGCUGGAGAAGGAGAAGGAGGAGGAGGAGGAGGAGGAGGAGGAGAAGCGGCAGGAAGCGAAGCAGAAGCUCGAGAAGCAGCGCAAGAGGGAAGAGGAAGAGGAGGCGAAAGAAAAGGAAGAGGAGGAGCAGAGAAAGAAACUGGCACGACAGAAGCUUGAACAGCAGAAGGAGAAACAGGAGCAAGAAAGGGCAAGGGAGGAGCGGGAGCAGGAAGAAGAAAGGAAGGAGGAAGAGCGGAGGAAGAAACUGGAGAAGCAGAAGCUUGAGCGAGAAAGAGAGAAGAAAGAGGAGGAAGACGAGAAGAAACAGGAGGAGCGAGAAGAAGCAAAGAGGGAGGAGGAACGACGGCAACUCUUGGAGAGGAGGAGGAAGCAACAGCUACAGGCGAAGCAGGCUAAGAGAAAGAAGGAGGAAGAGGAGAAGGAAAGGCAAGAACGGGCCGCCCAGGAGGAGAGGGAGGAGGAGAGGGAGGAGGAGAGGGAGGAGGAAGCGUCUUCGAGAGCUUCGAUGAAGCAGCAGGCUAGUUCGCCCGCAGCUGGGCAGAUUUCAGCUGCACACGAGAACGAGGUCUCAUCCUCCUCCUCGUCGUCGGGUGAUCAACAGGAAACGCAGCACGUUGUUCAGCAUGCUCAGAAGAUCAAG